Messenger RNA from Helicoverpa armigera (cotton bollworm), 2738 nucleotides. RefSeq lists its product as uncharacterized. Gene Ontology annotation, molecular function: chitin binding. Lineage: Eukaryota; Metazoa; Arthropoda; Insecta; Lepidoptera; Noctuidae. Bases 174 to 2543 code for a protein of 789 amino acids. Gene Ontology annotation, cellular component: extracellular region. The transcript is spliced from 6 exons. The record is from RefSeq and is a predicted model, not a curated record.
ACCAGCUCCGAGAGAACGGCAACAAUUCAUUCACAAUGUUGAUACAUCCGUCGUAGGGUAGUGCUCGACUCGUGCCAGUGAAGAUAAUCAUAUUUAGGUACUUUUUUAAUUAAAAGAGGUGCUACACUUUUUUGAAGACGGUUUAGUGCAAGUGUGUGGAUGAUCUUCCGAAAAUGUGGAGCUUGGUGAUAUUUUUAUGCCUCACCAUUUCAUGGGUAGAAGCCCAGAAUGGUCGAGGGCCGCAGCAUCAAGACCACAACGGUCACGGGUGGGAUAUCCGGCUGGCAGUUCCAGGGGAACCCGGCAGUGAUUAUCCUACCCUGGGCGCUAUACCCAGGACAUCCUUCUCUUGCGCGGGAAGAGACCCAGGAUAUUAUGCAGACAUAGAAACAAAUUGUCAAGUCUUCCGAGUCUGCACAGUAGGAUCAACCUACGGCUUCCAGUCGUUCCUCUGUCCAAAUGGAACUUUGUUCAACCAAGCGGUGUUCGUCUGCGACUGGUGGAUGAACGUCGACUGCCAAAACUCUCAACAGUACAUAAACAACAACAACGAGCAAUUUGAAAAUCUACGAUUAGGUCCACAACUCAUGAAGGAUAUUAAGAAAAUGCUCACUCACCCAAUGCGUAACCCCUACGAUAAGAGUGCGAUGAAGAGUAAUCUCAUUGUAAUGCAGGAAUACAAGCCACCAUUCGGUCAGCUGUUCCCGAAUGGAGCCCUAUUAGCAGGACCUGAACGAGCUCCAAACAAUGUUUAUUUUCCAGCGAAACAAAUCCAGAACCAGAACCUAGUUCAAGGAAAUCCAAAUGAUUACUCGUUCUCAGCAUCAACACCUGACCCCAGAUAUAUUCCUGCACCAAUCAACACUAACUUUUUGCCGUUGCAAAGAGAUGCAGAAGUGUUCCAAAGACAGCGACAAAAUGGACAGUACAAUGCAGUAAAUAAUAAUGGUAUCCAAAACGCUAGAGUGCAAACAACUCAGACAUCACAGACUGGAAACCUUAUUUCUAACGGGCAUGCAGGCAGAUUUACUCAAAAUGGAAAUUCAAAUUCUGUUAACACAAAUAAUUACCCCCAAAUACAGAAUCCACGACCGACACAGAUAUCUAAUAGUUUUUCACAGAGACAAACAAGUUCUGUAAGCAACUCUCAAUCAAACAAUGUACAAAAUACACAGAGAGCGCCGAAUACAAAGCAACGUGCACAGUACUCAGAACCCAGAAGAUUACCUCAAACAAACAAUGAAGCUUCCUUUUCUAAAUCACAGAACUACGUAAACAAUAAUAAUCAAGAUAAACAAGCAUACACAUACAGUACUCCAGCAUCCAAUAUACAACAAUAUCCAAAUAAUUUAAACAAUCCAGCAGGUAGAGAACUCAAACAAAAUUUGGCGCUCGUGUACUCAUUCUUGACUGAUUCCAUCAACGUAGCGAGAGAAUACAACAACAUUGCACAACAAGAGAUACUGACGUCUACAGCAGCACCUACUCCAGCACAGUUUCAGAAUCUAAACAACGACAAACUGUCACAAAUUACGAACCAGAUAUCAUCGCUUACAUCGUCACAAUAUACUAGCAAUGCAAAGUACACUGAUGAUCGAAACCAGGGUCAACAGAUACAAACAAAUCAAUUCACUCCUUCACAACAAACACAAGAUGUAACUAGUCAGAUUUACAACCGCCCGAGUCCAGCAAACUUCAUCAAUCCCAGCAACAUUCAACAACAAUCUACACCAAUGUUCACUUUACAACGAAACACUAAUCAAAACAACGCAAUGGACAAUUUUAAGCAAUCCAAUCCUCAAUUUGAAGUUGUGAAAGCAGAUACUGUUGAUUUGAACCCAGCUAAACUGCAACUUGAAUCUCCUAAUGGAGUUGAACAGUUCACUAGUCAAGAAGCUCUCAAUAAUUUGAUCAAUAGCCAAAGUGGAAUAUCAGCACAGCUAGAAGAUAAAAUAGUAGGCACUAUACCUCAUCCAUUAGAAGAAAACAAACUGCUCACAUACAAGAAGGAUCAAUCAUACUACCUUUACACUAAAUUGGAAGACAACACGAUCGAUCAAAAUUCUCAAACAAACCAGCAGACUAACACGAACACUCAACAAAACGCGAAAUUGAUCCAAACUAAUGGCAACAAUAUGCCAAAUGUAGUUUCAUUCCAACUUAUACCUUCAGUGAGUUACGAAUUAGAAGACGAGAAAGAUAAACAAGAGAUUUUAAGUGCUUUCCAAAUAGAUGAGUUCGGCGCUCCCAGAGACGUAACGAGACCGCAGAACGAAGCAAACAAAAAUCAAGGACAGCAAAUUAUGACGUCUAGAAUAGAUUAUGCAGUGGAGCACCCAAGCACACCUACACAAAAUGAACAGUACAGAAUAAACCCGUUGUAUUCUGGACCAUCUUCGUACACUGCUCCACAGUCGUCAGUGGGUAGCCUAGGGUCCAGACAAGUAGUACAAAAUAAUUUCAACUCUAGACUAGAAGACUUUGGUAGCAAUAAUAGUAACGGCUACCCCAAAGAUAGGCCUGCGCGACAAUUCUUUUCUUGAAAUAUUAAAAGUAGAUAGAAUUACAAUAUCCUUUGCCAAGUUAAAUAAUUUAACUAAUAUUGCAUAAAUUGAUGUAAAUAAAAUAAAAAUAUACUUAGUGUAAUUUAUGUAUAAAUAGAGAUAAGUAAACUUUAUUUUAUUGAGACAUGACUGCAACCAAAAAUGAGACAUUACAAAAAUUACUACUAAGUGAAA